AUGAACAGCAUCCAUGCACAUACCGCCUCACGGAGCCGCCCUCCUGAUAACCUUGUCCAUCAUGGCGGCAAGGAGCCCUACGCCCACAUAUGGGAGCUAGUUGGUUGUCUUCCGCGGCGAAAGACAGUUGUCGAUCAUCUCGUGAACAGGUUCUUUGAUGAACUGAACCCCGUCUAUGACAGUGUGCAUAAGGAGACGUUCCAAGUCAGUUACGAUGCGUUUUGGGAUCGGAAAUGGGGCGAUGAUGACUUGACCGCCGUUGAUCUGCGAUGGCUGGCGCUUUUAUUUAUGAUGUUGGCGUUUGCUGAGUUGCUAGACUGCCCGUUGGAUACUACUGUAGACGGCCAGAGAGCGUGUGAAGAAUCUUCGGUACAGUUCUUCUGGGCAUCGCGCAAAGCCAUUGUACUGGCGCCGACUAUCUCCGGUGAGAGCCCCGACCUAGUUCGAGCAGGGAUUCUCGUGAGCCGCUAUCUUAUAUUCUUCGGGCGGAAGACCGAGAGUUGGCUUACAUCAAGUUUUGCCAUCCGGAUGGCCCAGGCGCAAGGAAUGCAUCUCGACGGUGAGAGUUGGCGUCUACCACCCAAAGUUCUAGAGACAAGAAGGCGGUUAUGGUGUAUCUUAUUCUCGUUGGAUCGGUCGCUCUCAUUAACAACCGGGCGCCCAUACACAAUCAACAGCAAGCACUGUAUGCUCAUGAAGAUCCGGAAUAUCUGGAUCGAUGACAUGUCCAACGAAGAAGCCGCCGCAGCCAUCGAGAAACCUCUGAGCGACCCGACAAGGACCAUAUACUACUCGUAUCAACAGCGCAUGUCCACAAUUCUAGGCGACAUUCAUGACGACUGUUUCAGCCUUGAGCCCUCGACAACAUCGUAUAGCACUUAUGAGAAGGUGCUGCAACUAGAUCGCGUUCUCCUAGACUGGGCUGACUCCCUCCCCCCUUACUUUCGUAUCGAGCAAACUGACACUUCCCUCGACGCUACACAUCCGUUUCUCUUGUGGCAGCGAAUGUAUCUUCACUCCUUAUAUCACUUCGCUCGAGUCACCCUUCACCGCAGCUAUGUCCUUCUCGAAUCCAUCACGGGUCGCUUCCAGUAUUCUCGCGACGCCUGUAUCUCAUCUGCCUGCGCCGAUCUGCGCCUCAAAUUAACAUUCCGCCCAACAUCAAUGGCCGAUCGUCUAAAAGCUGGAGGAGCGAUGCACAACCUCUUCAACAGUGCUUUGGUUCUAGGCGUCAUUGCUGUGCGAGAUCCGCACUCGCUUAGAACGCGCGGCAUCUUGGAGGACCUAGCUGCCUACUGCGAGAAGCAACGGGCAGAUAUAUGGGUAAAACAGUUUGCACUGGCCGAGGUGAAAGUCAUAGAGCUGUGUAUCGCGACCGCGAGGAAAACGAACCGAGAAGGCCAACCCCAUAGUUUAAAUCACCAACAGGUAGAGCCAUUGGGGAGAUCAAGCGAAGAGUUUCCAACCUUGCAGCGUACGGGGCCAUUCCCUCAACCAUCGACUCUCAUGGGACCUAGUUCCGGAGAAAUGGGAGGCACACAUCUAGGUAUGGCGAGUGCGAGAACUCAGAUGGGGGUUCCCAUAGCUGCUCAGGGCAGCCUUCCUGGUAUUGAGCAUACGGGCAACGGGGUUGAUCAAGGAGAGACUUGGCUAGAUAGCUGGUUUGGGCCCACACGCAACUUCCCUGAGCCCCUAGAUUUUCAAUUUUGGGAGGAUUUGGUUGGCACACUCGACUCACGGUAG
Messenger RNA from Clonostachys byssicola, 1743 nucleotides. The record is from the annotation of a GenBank genome assembly. NCBI's taxonomy places the organism in Eukaryota, Fungi, Ascomycota, Sordariomycetes, Hypocreales, Bionectriaceae.